Messenger RNA from Solea solea (common sole), 6476 nucleotides. RefSeq names its product extracellular calcium-sensing receptor-like. Gene Ontology annotation, cellular component: membrane. The record is from RefSeq and is a predicted model, not a curated record. Gene Ontology annotation, biological process: G protein-coupled receptor signaling pathway. NCBI's taxonomy places the organism in Eukaryota, Metazoa, Chordata, Actinopteri, Pleuronectiformes, Soleidae. Gene Ontology annotation, molecular function: G protein-coupled receptor activity. Bases 77 to 2584 code for a protein of 835 amino acids. The transcript has 10 exons.
UUCUCUUGUUGCAGUGCUGUCUGUGAUCUCUGUCAGGUCAUUAUCAAAGUUACAGAGACAGUUUCAUCUAAAUGGGAUGCACAAAACUGGAGAUGUGAUUCUAGGUGGACUUUUUGAAAUACACUUCUUUUCUGCUGAUCCUGACCUGUCUUUUACUUCUGAGCCACAGCAGCCUCACUGCUAUGGUUUUGAUAUUAUAGGAUUCAGACAGGCUCAGACCAUGGCCUUUGCUAUUGAUGAGAUCAACAGAAACUCCAACCUGCUGCCAAAUGUGACUCUGGGAUACAGUCUGUAUGAUAACUGCAUCCAGCUAGGAAUUGGAUUUCGUGCAGCACUAAACUUAGUGAGUGGUCAGGAAGAGCAAGUUACAUUAGAGGAGAACUGUGUAGGAACUCCUCCAGUCCUAGGGAUUGUGGGUGAUUCUUCGUCCACACGUUCUAUUGCCAUAUCCACAGUGAUAGGUUUGUACAGAGUCCCUCUGGUGAGUUAUUUUGCCACAUGUUCCUGCCUGAGUGACAGACAAAAGUUCCCAUCUUUCUUUAGAACGAUCCCAAGUGAUGCUUUUCAGGUGAAUGCUAUGAUUCAGAUUCUAAAACACUUUGGUUGGACUUGGGCAGGUCUGCUCAUCAGUGAUGAUGAUUAUGGAGUCCACGCUGCCCGAUCCUUUCACUCUGAUCUGGGUCCAGCUGGUGGAGGUUGUCUGGCUUACACAGAGAUUUUGCCCUGGGGUGACGACCCUGCUGAACUCAGGAGAAUAGUGGAUGUGAUGAGGAAAUCUACAGCUCGAGUGGUGAUUGUGUUUGCACAUGAGAGUCACAUGAUUAACCUCAUGAAAGAGGUGGUGAGGCAGAAUGUGACAGGCCUGCAGUGGAUGGCCAGUGAAGCCUGGUCAGCAGCUGCUGUGCUCCAGACUCCUCACCUCAUGCUGUACCUGGGUGGAACACUGGGCAUAUCCAUCCGUCGAGGAGAAAUACCAGGACUCAGGGACUUCCUGUUACAAAUACAUCCUGACCUACGUCACAACAACACAGAUGGAAACAGCAUGGUUAAUCAGUUUUGGGAACACACAUUUCAGUGUAGAUUUGCACAACCUCCAGCAGGUUGGGUGGAAGCUGGAGGAAAAUUAUGCACUGGACAGGAAGUUAUAGAGAAUUUGGAGAAUGAGUUCUUUGAUGUUUCAGACCUCAGACCAGAGUAUAAUGUGUAUAAGGCUGUGUACGCUCUGGCAUAUGCUCUUGAUGAAAUGCUGCAGUGUGAGCCAGGGAGAGGACCUUUCAGCAACAACACCUGUGCUCCUUUACAAAGACUGGAGCCUUGGCAGCUUGUGUAUUACUUGGAGAAAAUCAUCUUCACCACAACAUUUGGUGAUCAAGUGUCAUUUGAUGUGAAUGGUGAUGCCAUACCAAUAUAUGACACCAUGAACUGGGUGUGGCUCCCUGAUGGAGGAACUAAAGUUCAGAGAGUGGGUGAGGUUAAGAGGUCAGCCUUAAAAGGUGAAGAACUCACACUGGAUGAAGACAAAAUCUUCUGGAACUUUGAAUCCAAACAGGCUCCUCGGUCAGUGUGCAGUGAGAGCUGUCCUCCAGGUACCCGCAUGGCCAAAAAGAAGGGGGAACCUGAGUGUUGUUUUGACUGUGUCCCUUGUUCUGAGGGAAAGAUCAGCAAUACGACUGACGCCAUGGAGUGCACCAGUUGUCCAGAAGAUUUCUGGUCCAGCCCCCAGCGUGACCACUGUGUUCCUAAGAAAACAGAGUUCCUCUCCUAUCAUGAGCCUCUGGGUAUCUGCUUGACAACCACCUCACUGUUGGGCACAUUUGUCUGUGUUGUUGUUCUUGGCAUCUUCAUCCAUCAUCAGAGCACACCUAUAGUUCGUGCCAACAAUUCAGAACUCAGUUUUCUACUCUUGGUUUCACUCAAAUUGUGUUUCUUGUGUUCAUUGCUCUUCAUUGGACGACCCAGAUUAUGGACUUGCCAACUAAGACAUGCAGCAUUUGGCAUCAGCUUUGUGCUUUGUGUCUCAUGUAUCCUGGUGAAAACCAUAGUGGUUCUAGCUGUGUUCAGGGCCUCCAAACCAGGAGGGGAGUCCAGUCUGAAGUGGUUUGGUGCUGUGCAGCAGAGAGGGACAGUUCUGGUUCUGACUUCUGUUCAAGCAGCAAUCUGCACUGCCUGGCUUGUCUCUGCUUCACCAGUGCCUCAUAAAAACACCCAGUAUCACAGUGACAAGAUAGUUUAUGAGUGUGUAGUUGGGUCCACAGUUGGUUUUGCAGUUUUACUUGGUUAUAUUGGUUUACUGGCCGUCCUCAGUUUUCUGUUAGCUUUUCUAGCAAGGAAUCUUCCAGACAGUUUCAAUGAGGCCAAACUCAUCACUUUCAGCAUGCUGAUCUUCUGUGCAGUGUGGGUGGCCUUUGUCCCUGCUUAUAUCAGCUCACCAGGCAAAUAUGCAGAUGCAGUGGAGGUAUUUGCCAUACUAGCUUCCAGUUUUGGGCUCUUGGUGGCACUGUUUGGACCCAAAUGUUAUAUAAUCCUGUUGAGACCAGAGAGAAACACAAAGAAAGCCAUCAUGGGUCGAGGCACUGAGUCAUGAAAACAGAAUAGCAACAACAUUUUAUUUAUAUUAUUUCCACAGUUUCCCACAGGAUUUCAGGAGACUGGUGGGAGGGUCCCUGACCCUUGGGGGUUGGAGUGUGUGUACAUUUUCAAGCCUGAUGUAUCUCUUUAGUGCAUUUUGAGACCACUGAAUGUAAUGUAAAUUGCUGUAUACAAACAUAACAGGUUGGUAACAUCCAUAACAACUUUCAAAGGCAUAUCAGGAAUAUUUAAAAUUUAAUCUUGAAAAAAACAAAACAAUGACAAUUCAUUCAUUCAUUCAUUCAUUCAUUCAUUCAUUCAUUCAUUCGUUCAUUUUGAGAAUAUAAAACUUAAGAUCGAUGAUGUGAACAAUCUUUAAACUGACUACUGACACACUCUGCACCCUGCCUUUGGACACCUAAUGUUACUAGGCUUGGUGGAAAAUCUUGAAUAAUCAUUCUGACAUUUGUGAGAAAAGAGCAUCACAUUUUGGGGAAAAACUAACCUGAAAAACACACACAAAUCUUUGAAAAACUUACUUUAAUGCCACAAAGCCAUCACUUUAUCAUUUUAACAUUGAUUCAACUAACCAGUAACAAACACAAAAACUUCUUCACUCAGCUGGUUUUCCUGACCGUUAACUCUUUUAUAAACCAAUAUAAGUCAUUGAUAAAUACUACUAAAAUAAGCUUCACAUCAAGAGCAAAAAAAAAGGUGAAACCAAAAGGUCCAAAAAAUUCAGGCUAAACAAUUUGUAAAACAUGAAAAAAUACUAAUACUUUAUUUUAUUGUUUAGUUUGAUAGUCAGACACAACUGAAAAGUAAGUUAGCAUAAAUCUUGGGAUAAUUAACAAUUAAUUUAAAAACUGCCUGGGUGCAGCAGCCACAGUGAGUGUUUUUGCACAUACUGGUGGUAUACAGUGAUAUGUCGUUUUGUUUCUCAGCUCGUAUACACAUUUGUUUUCACUCUGGUCCAAAUGCUGCAGCACUGGCAGAGCUUCUUGUUUCUGUGACGACUGACCGGGAAAAGACGCGCGUGACUCCCAGUUGUUAAAAUUAGUCUCUAAAGUAAUGCUUAACUUUAAAAACAGAGGUACACAUACGUAGUACACAGGUACAAUGAUUAUUUGUAGUGCUGCUCUUUUCAAUUAAUAAACUGACCCCUCCAGUUCGACUGAUGCAGCUAACAACGCUAACUGGUAAAUGGUGCCUGGGCUCCCGUACUCACUGAUUUGGUAUCGAAUUGGAACAACUCCAGGUAAAAGAAAAUAAGUGUGAGACAGCUUCCACAGGGCAGACCUUCACGGCCCAGCCUCACUGUUCUGCCUCCGUUGUAGGAUCUGUAUAGUGCAGUUUUUUGCUAUCGAAGGCUUCCUGCACAGCAUCCUCCUAAGGAACGUGAGUUCAAUCAAGUAUGCUCGGGAGUGCGAGUUGGACCACAGGACCAGGUCAGGCCUCAGGUUUAUGAUUGCAAUCUCUGGUGGAAUCGUUAGUCAUUGGCCCAGAUCCACUAGCAUCUGUGGUUCAUCUAGCUUUCCCCUCCUGGUCUUUGGUUGGUGCUUGCACUGUCUUUGUUCCCCCUUUUGGUUCUUCUGGGUGGCAAGGCACUGGUGGUCAUUCGCUUGCUUUUCAGGCUAACUCCCAACCAUUUGAGGACUUGAUUGUGCCUCCAGGUGUAUCGUCCUUGAGAGAGGCUGACUUUGCACCCUGUGAGGAUGUGCCGGAGUGUUGCUGGUGUUGAGCAGAGAGGACAAGAUGGAUCUUUGCCCAGCCACUGGUUGAGAUUUUGAUGGUAAGACAUCGUAGGUGGUGCAAAUUUGGAAACUAAUCUCACUCGCCUCCAUCUCCCUAAUGUCCUUCCAGGUGAUCUUCCAUUUCUCCACACUAUCCCAUCUCAUCCACUGGCCCUGUUUGGCCUGUGACGCAGCCUUGGCGCAUCUGCUGGACCCUGCCGACGGAUUUCAGCAAAAACCAUCUUCCUUCAUUCUUGUGGAGCUGCUUUAUUCCAGCAGGGUCGUCUCUUGCCAAGCCCAAGGCCUUCUCUACCAUGUUGGACCUUGCCCACGAUGUCAUCCAUUUCCUUCCUGUGGACAGGUUAGGAGCAGCUGCCUGAAUCAAAGUGUCCUUUGAUUCAGCCAGGGUCAUGUGAAGCCUUACUUUUGUGAACUUGAACGCCUCUGUGAGGCUAGAGAGAGGUAGUUCGAGUAGUCCAUGGCCAUAAAGGGCUAUGCUGCUCAGACAUCAAGGCGCACCUAAAUCACUCACGUAGGAGCUGACAAUCCUCUCCAUCUUCUCAACUCCUGUAAGGGUGAUGUCAUACAUGGUUAGCGGCCACAUGAUGCGAGGUAAUAACCCAAACUGCAGGCACCUGAUCUUAAGCUUGCUAGGCAGCAUGGUCGAUGGUCUUCAGGUAUUUGUUGAGUCCUUGCCACAGCUUGUGUAUCUGAUCAGAGUCCUUGAACUUUGACUUGAACCACCUUCCAAGACUUUGGAUUGUUUUUUCAGACACUAUUGGUAUAGGCUCUUGUUUGAUAUAGAACUGUUGCUCUGUCAGUUUGCCUUUAACUAUGUAGAUGCUUCUUGAUUUGGAUGACUUGAAUUUCAUUUUGGCUCCAUUGAUGUUCUCUGGAAGCUUCCCCAGAAGGCACCUGGUACAUGGUGCGGUUGACAUGUCAUCCAUAUAAGCUCUGAUAGGUGGCAGGCGGACGCCAGGAGUCAGAUGAUCGCCACCAACCACUUUCGUCAUGGUGAACGCUAGAGGGGAUAUGGUACAUCCUACCAUUAUGCUGAUUUCCAGGCGAUGCCAUGCGGUGGUAAAGUCUGGUGAAGUGAAACGAAGCUGUAGAUCUUGGAAAUAGGAUUUAACUGGGUUUGUGAUGGUUGCUAUGUGGAAGAAGUCGAAGGAUGCCCAGAGGAAACUGUGUGGGACUGAUCCAAAAGCAUUGGCCAACUCAAGUAAGACAGCAUGGAGAUUCUUUCUCUCUCUCUUAGCAGUCUGGAUCUGGUGCCAAAUCAUACUGGUAUGUUUAAGGCAACCAGAGAAUCCUGCCUUUUGGACCGUUGAAUAUAUUGAAUGAAAGUUGAAUAUAUUGAAUGAAAUUCUGAGUAUAUGGAAUGAAAGUCAGAAUAUAUUGAAUGAAACUUUGAAUAUAUGGAAUGUAUUGUCACUUCCUGUUUCCAUUGGUGUUACGCUGUGUGUUUCUACUGCUCUCUACUGUCAGACUGUCUCUGCGAUUAUUUACUGUUAUGAUCAAUUCACUGAACAAGCACUCGUUUUGUAAAUUGAUUUAAACUUUCACCCUCUUAUGGCGACAACUCUCUAUCUUUCAUGUAGAUUCACAUACGGUGGUUUUCCUAGCUUAACAAGUUAGCUUAACAGCGAUGGCUUCUCCUGCUCUCUCGUGUUGUUUGCCAAAUGUUUAGUCACUCCUCUGCCUCUUUUAGGAUGACAGUAAUUGUAAUAAGUGUAGCUUGUUCGCCAUGAUGGAGGCGAGGCUUUGUCUUUGCCGUUUUUAAAAAUAUCCCAGUAAAGACGGCAUCAUUUCAGGAAAUAUCUCUGUCCACACGGAACUCAAAAUCAAUUGCCAGCAUUGUAGUUGCGCCGUAACGUUACACCAAAAAACAGAGAAGACGUUGUAAACAUUAGAUAUAAUAAGAGAAACAGAGACAUAAUCAACCAAGCCACUAAUAUAUGGCAUUAAUAUGUAUUAGUAUCCAACAAUCCACUUACAUAAUAUGCAACAAUCCACUUACAUAAUAAUAUCUUUACGAUGACAUCAAUGUUAUCAAAUCAAACACAAAUUUGUACAAAAUUGUACUGAUAACAAUUUUAAUUGUAGCAUAGUAAUGAUGACAAUACUGCUACUACUACUACUACUACUACUACUACUACUACUACUAAUAAUAAU